Molecule: messenger RNA, 4510 nt
Organism: Orbicella faveolata
Lineage: Eukaryota; Metazoa; Cnidaria; Anthozoa; Scleractinia; Merulinidae
Source: RefSeq, a predicted model, not a curated record
GGUUAUAUGAGAAUAAAUUUUCCUUGGCAACGGCUCGAAAAGAUCGGUUAAUGGGCCCUUAAGGUGGGACAUUUGAACACCUCUUUGGUUCUGGGGAAUGGCUUGCCGAGGGUGGUGUCAAAGUUUUCAGUUGACUGAUACAUAAUCUUGGGUUGAGAGAUUUCUUUUCAGUGUACAGUGCUCGAACAUUUAAGGUUAGUAAUAAUUACUAACCUUAAAUGUUAUUAUAGUACAUGUAAUUAAUGGACCGAGUGGAGUGCAAUUCACUGGGGAGUAAUUGGGCAAGUAAUUUCAAAAUCAGAAGAGCGGUUAGCAUGAGGCUAACUGAGAUUACAAGCACAAUUACAUGUACUUCCUGAAUUGUGCGACACAAGGUCUAAUUACUAAAUACUCAUAUCAUUAUAACAAAAUUUUGAAAUUAAAGAGUCUUUUGAAACUAAUUCAUUUGAGCAAAAAGUGAGUAGCACCUUAAUUCCAUAACUGUAGGAAAUAUUUUAAAACAGCCAUUAAAGCACGCAUAAUUCACGUGCAAAUCACAUGGGUAUCGAAUGACAACUUGUUGAAAUUGGAUACCUGUUAUUGGACACCUGCAUGUCAAUGUGUGACAAAUAGCUGUGCAGAGAACCAAUCACAAUCAAGAAUUUUGUUAUAGAUAUGAUUAAUACAAUGACUGUAAAUAGUAAUGUUUAAUUUGAAUUUGCACAGUAUUUGUUUAGUGAAAUCUUAAUGAUAAAUUUCAGAAAAAAUGAGUGGUAUUGUACCAUCUCUCAAGAGUAUUGCUGGAAAAGUAGGAAGUGGGCUUGUGCGUGCCAAAAAUGCAACAGGAAAAUUGGUUGGUGCGAUUAACAUUCAAACUACCUUACGUAAUGCUCAUGGCAUCUUAGUGGUUGUUUGUGCUGGUUUUAUCGUAUACCAUGCGAAAACCCUUCAAGAUUACAUGAAUGCUUUCAGCAAUUAUGUACUGCCUGCUGGUAACUUUCUGCAUACAAUUGGUGAAAAAUGCCUGCUGUUUACUGUGCAAGCAGAAACUCCAUCUGCCCUUGAAAUGUUGCGGAAGGAAUAUAUAGCUGGUACAUUGCAGAAACGACUGCAGGAGUUCCUGGUUACUGAAGAGUUGAAAGAACUUACAGGUGAAGAGGACUUGGAGGUGACGAUAUACAUUGAUGAUCAGGAAUAUAAAGAUGCCCUCUUGGAUUUGGUAAUCAAAGAGUCAAAUGUCGACCUUGACAAACAUCCUCAGGAGAGAUGUCGGAGAAAGUCCGAUUCAGAUCUGCACUUCAAGCCAGUUGAGACUGAUGUCACUUUCAUGAGACUACGACAGGUCGAAAGUAGACUCCUCCUUCUUGAGCGAGAAAGAAGACAACAGAUAGAAAGUGAAAAUAAGGGUGGUUCAGACACGGUAUCUGAUGUUGAAAAUACAAGAGAUGAAAUCUGUGCUGCGGCUGCACCUGAAACAACGACAAGCAUGGAAAGGGGUCCUUCUGGAUUGGUGGAGUACUCACCCGAAGAAUUGAACUAUUUUCGAAUGUGUUACAUCUCUUUUAAGUUGAUCACAGAGGGACUGAGAAAAAUCUUCAAACAACAAUGGGAUUUUCGUUACAAAACAGCUUAUGGAGAAUGGGAAGACAUACCGAAGAAUGGUCGAGACUUUUCAUCUUUAGAAAGUCCCGGUAACCUUCGGCGUAAUGCAAGCUUAUUGAUGAUCAUGCAGAAUGGAAACACGACAGAAUGGGAUGGGGUUUGUUUGGCUUUCGCGAUCCUGUUCUCAGAUAGCAUUGGUGCUACUCUCAGUCCUAUGGUCAGAUCAUCUAUUGAUGACCUUCGCCGAUUACGAAACGAAGUUGCCCAUUUGAGACAGACCAGUCUUACUGAUGUCGAGUUCCAGAAUUAUGCAGAUAGAGUAUUGCAUGCAUUUACAUCUUUGGGUCUUCCAAUUAGUGAUGUCGAGGCUGUGAAAAACCAGAGAAGCUUCCGAACACCCGAAUUGAAAUCGUUAGAAAAGCUAGUUGAUGAUGUCACUGACAAACUGAAAGCACAAGUUGCUCCUGCCGUGCCAGAAGAUCACAAAGUUUUAAGCCGUGACGUGUAUUCAAAGGUUGAGCCAUUUUGUAGUCUCACAUUUAAGCCAUUACAUCAAAUUAUCGAACGUUCAAGUGACGUCAAAAGGAUCGUGGAGAAAAUGGAAGAAAUUGAGACUGGAAGUAAUGGGUUAGUUAGCACAAUUUAUUUUUCAGGAAGUCCUGGAUGUGGUAAAAGUCAACUAGCACGUCAAAUUGGACAAGAGUUCUUUAACUCAAGGUCACGUGAUGGUCCCACAUUUGUUGGAACAAUAAAUGCAGAAACCCUUCAGACUAUAGGGGACUCUUAUAUUCUUCUGGCUAAGCAGCUUGGAAUUGCAGAAGAUACCUUGACUAUCCUGGCUCUCGCGAUGGCAGAAAGGCCGAAGGAAACAAUUAAUCAUCUCAAGGAGUUGAUUUUGCCAACAAUGCGAAAGUUCCCUGCUUGGUUGAUAAUCGCUGACAAUGUGGUUGACUUAACAAUGGUCCGCAACUACUUGCCCCAGACUGCCAGUGGGGAGUGGGGUCACGGUCAAGUUCUGAUCACCACACAAGAUAGCAGUUCAAUUCCAACAAGUGCUGCUCACACUUACCAUGAAUCACUCAGUGAGGGAAUGCUUCAAGAUGACGCGAUGGAGUUAUUGAAAGAAGUGUCGCAAAUUUCUAACCAAGACCCGCAUGCAGAGCACGUUGCAAAAAGUCUUGGCCAUCAGCCGCUUGCCUUAGCAGCCGCAGCAUUGUACGCACAAGCUGUUGUCAGCGGAGGGUCUCCAGAGUACAGUUGGUCAGAAUAUUUCAAGUCAAUUAUCCAGGGCGAGAAAAGACCGUUGAUGACGAUGAUCACAGAUGAAUCUUCAAGAGCAAUGGCGACUUCCAUUAAAGUGGCAGUUGAUAAAGCUACGGAAACUGACGAAAUUCUCCGCCAGACGUUUACCCUCUUCUCACUGUGUGCCUCUGAUUCGCUUCCCAUUCAAGCAGCUUUGAAUUUUGUUAAAGAUCGUAGUAUCCAAUCUGAAGAGAAAAUUAAAGAGCAUCUUUUAGAAUCCUCUUCAUUUCUCUGUGUUUCUGAAGAAGACGGGUCACCCGAGUAUCUCCGUUUGCAUGCCAAUGUUCUUCAGGUUCUCAAGACAGAAGAUAUUUUUGAGUUAAAACCUAAAGAAAGGUCAGAGUGCUUUUCUGCAGCAUCGGACGUUUUGGUAUUGUUGCUGGAUGAAAAGCUAAAGGACUCGUUGAAAGAUGAGAAAGUAUAUUUGCAACUAAGGAAAAUUAAAUCUCACUUGAGCAGCAUUGUCACAAGCAUACAUGCAAGUAUGCUUACCUCAGUUUCCUAGAAGGUUCAGUAACUGAUAUCGAUUUUCAAUAAAUGGAAAUUUUGCUGCCCUUUCUACUGUACUAUUUAAAACAUGGUGUGACUAUGGUUAAACCUUCAUGAUCAAAACUAUGACAAGAGAUGGAACUGCUAUAUAUAAAAUUCGGCAACACAACUCUUUUACUUCAACUUUUGGUCUAGUCAGAUUUAGUUUUGAAUGAAUUUUUAAUCUAGUCUAAUCAUAUUUACCAAGUUACUGAUUGUUUAAAUCGCAUUUUUGUGGCCACAAAAGGCCAGUCAUUUACUCGCCAUAUAUAGAUUAUCUAAAGCGCUUUUAAAAUGUAUUUCUUAGUACGAAAGUGGCGCUAUAUAAGUUGUAUCAAAGAAGAAAUUUUAGUUAGAAAUUUAGGUUAAUUUUGUUGAAAAUAUAAAAUUAGUUUUACAUAUUAAAUUAGUUUUAGUGUUUGAAAUUGACGAAUUAGGCUGCCUCGGUAGAUUUCCUGGAAAAUAGAUCCCGUGUAUAUUGAACUUUAGGAAAUAACUUUACCCUAGUUAGCGUCAGAUCAAAGCGUGCAGAGAAAUAGUUAAUCGGUCUCGUUAUGUUGUGCUGAAACUAGAACAUAAAUGAGACUGCGGAGAGGCAGAUGAGUUAUUGCAAAUAUUGUUGUAAAUUAGUGGUAGUUAAAUUAAAAAUUACUAGCUGAAGUUUGUAGUACCGACAAACAAAGUCACCUUGUCACUUUUACUCACUAGGGUAGCCAAUUGCUGUUAGCAAACUUUCCCAUGGUCAAUUUGUAAAGCCAGGAAGUUUGCUUUGCUGCUGACACGUUGCGUUGUUGGUAUCGUGGUCACCGAAGUUAUUAUUUCCUAUUUUUAAAGCACAAUGUAAACUUGGUCUAGCUUAGUUUAUCUCUAAAUGGUUGAAACAGCUCUUCUUCGUAACUUCGCUUGUCUUACCAAGCUGCGUAAAAGUGUUUUCUACACGCGGUUUUUGGUUCUUUGGUUCUUCCAUGUAAAAGUGACAUGCGCUCAUAUUACAAUCGUUAAGGAAACCAUUUGUGUACAUAGUUAUUUCAGUAAUUAACAAUUAGACCCGUAGCCCUUUUGGGCUACGGGUCAAUAGCCCAUGAGGCGAAGCCGAAUG